CCACGCCAGCACCCAUAUGCAGCCAACAAAAUAGGCAGCAGGCCAUCUCAGCAAAAAACAGCUCAGGAGGAGUAAUGCUAUCAAGCAUGCCACGUUUGCAAGCCGCUACCACCGUCAGCGCCGAAGGAAUGUCCACGUCAGCAGGUAAGUGCCUUGUCUCCUCCCCCUUCCACGUCAGCACACUCUUGCCAGUCUCUUGCCCAGUGCCACGUCAACAAUUCUCUCGCCAACUGGCACUGGAUACACCAGCCAUCCGUGCCUGGUAUUACAAUGGUGAGGAUUCCAUCACGCUGUCUGUGAAGGACAGCUCCGGUGCAGGUGAUGUUAGGCAGAUGUAUCUGAUGGUGCUACCAACCAAUGAUCCUCCCAUCAUUAUGGCUCCCACAUCGAUCAGCAUCAACAUCACAACCAAAGGUGCUGUUGCUGCCUUCCCGGGCGUCUCAGAUUCUCGUAACGAACCGACAACUCAGCAAGCCAUUCAGCCUCUGGAGGCCCAUUCUGUGAGUGCGAUACGCGAGAGACCAAAAUCAUUCUCUGAUGCAGCUUCCAUCAAACGUAAGCUUCCAUCAUUGGCCCCAACUGAAACUCAAAUUGGCCUUCUGCCUGAACAGGAGGUUCAAUUGACCCCUCCACAGGAUGGAGAGCCUGAGCUCCUUGAGGAGCAAGUACCACAGACAUGGUCCCCUCAGCUGAACCCCCAGGCGACCCCUCCGCUGACCCCUCCGCUGACCCCUCCGCUGACCCCUCCGCUGACCCCUCAGCCGACCCCUCAGUCGACCCCUCAGAUGACCCCUGAGCUGACCCCCGAACUGACCCCUGAACUGACCCCUGAACUGACCCCUCAGCUUGUACCUCAGGUGACACCUCAGUUCCUACCCCAGAUAAUGACACAGCUGCCACCUGAAAUGCUACUGCAGCCAUCUUAUCCAUCAGCUUCGUACUCUUCAGCUCAGUUGAGUCUGUUGACUCCGUACCCUUCUCCACACCCCUCUCCUGAACGUGUAACUCAUCCUCCCGGGUCACUGUUGGACCUAGCACCCGAACAAGCAACAAGUGUUUUUCCUGUGGCUCAACGGCAAGCAAAUUUGUCCAGUGAUUGGCAAUCGAAAGGCGUACCUAUUACUGGACUCUCUAUCUCAGAUCCAGACUUACAGACUUACAUCGGACCAUCAGCCAGUGCCACUGAUACAAGCAUCGCCAAGCCCAACAUGACGAGCAUGAUGCACAUCACCCUUGAAGUGACUCAUGGGGUUCUGAGCAUCCCUUUACUCAGCCGGAUGGAAACGGAUGCCGAAGGCAAGUCUGUCCAGGCGUCUCAACUCAGUGUGAGCAAGCGUGUUCUCUUCGCACCGAGCACAUCCAAGUCAAUAUCAACUUCCGCUCUGCUGCUGACUCCAUUUGCUCCACGAUCAGACGCAAAGGCGACAAUCACAGAUACGCUUGUGGGAACAUCUCCUCCACUACAAGUUGAUCGAAAUGUCAGUGCCAGCUCAGACGCUAUUGCUAAUCAGCAACAAUCAAUCCUGUCAGCACCCACAGCAGCAGGGGAUGGCACGGGAGCAGGAGGAAUAGCAGAAGCGGGAUGGAAAGGACAUAUGGAAGGAGGAGGAGGUGGUGGAGAAGGAGGUGAAUGGAGACAAAGACAAGAAAUUGACCAGCAUAAAGCAGUAGGUGGGGUGGACAGAGGAGUGCAAAGAGAAGUGGGAGGGGAAGGUGGGGUAGAAAGAGGAGGAGGAGACGGAGAAAGAGAGAGACAAAGGCGAGGAGGCAGAAGUGGUAAAGGAGUUGGAAAAAGCAACAGAGGGGAAGUAGAAGAUAAACAAGGAGGAGGAUGGGGACGAGGAGGAGGAGGAGGAGGAAGUGAGCAACAAAGACAUGAAGGUGACAAUAGUCAAGGAGUUCGAGAAAACACAGGAGAAGUACGUGAUAAAGGAAGACAGGGAGGAGGAAGACAAAGAGGAGGAGGAGGAGCUGGAAGCGAUAAAGAAGUCAGAGCAAACAGAGCACAAGUGGGAGACAACGGAGUAGGAGGAAGAAAAGGAGGGGGACCUGAAACCACCUUGCAUGGACAGGUCAACACUGAUGGAGAGCUAUUACGGAAGAAGGACAAUGGUUACCACUCUAACCACUCUUUUCCACCUCUGCAGCUCCUGAAUGGACACGAACAGAACCUGCAGAAGCUACAGUCUGAAAAAAUGACCUUGAACCAUACUCAGAAUUCAAAUUUGUCAAACUUGGUUUGUCAUGGAAAGAGCCAUGGCGACAUUAGCAUCAGGGAUGUCCGAGGGAACAACCUCACUGCUCAUUCUGCUCAUUCUGCUCAAUCUGCUCAAUUUCGUCAAUCUGGUCAAUCUGUUCAAUCUGCAAAGUUUUCUGGGUCAGCUGCGUUAUCUCAAUCUGUUGCCUGUAUUCAAUCCGUCGAAUCUGGUCAAGGAACCAUUGUGGAGGAUAAAGGAGGAGAAGAAGCUGCCUCUGCUUCUCUGCCACCUCCUUCGUUGGGCAAAUCCACUGCUCAAGUUCUUCCCUCAGAGGCAGAAAUCCAAGGCUCAAUCAUACAGUUCGUAGCACAGAUCGAUGUCAUCAACCGUGCCAUCUCCGAACUUGUCUAUCGGAGGGAAGCGAUUAAUGGUAGCAUCUCCAUAAUGGAUGACACAUUGGUUGUAGUGGUGAAUGAUAUGGGCAAUAUUGGAUGCAAUGAGGCGUAUGUUGAGUGCCCCACGCAUGCCCGACAGCCGCAGUUCGCCGAAGUGAGAAUUCCAAUUUACGUUGUGGGUGUUGAUUUGCCUCGAAAGGUGACCAGAACGAAGCAGGCUGUGCUUGGCACUGUUGUUGCUGUGGUGUGCACGUCUGUAUUAUUCAUUGGAAUUUUUGCUGCCAUUGCAUCAAGGAGGCACCACGAGGAAGCAAAGCGUGCGAAGGUGGAAAUUGAAGAAGAGAGCCACGAGAUCACAAGGUGGCUGAGAGCAGUCAACCCAAGGAUCGACUGGCAGAUCCCCAAGGUUGAACUGCCAAACAGCAAAGGGGUGUAUCAGCCUUGCAUGAUUGCAACUGAUCACCACCCUCAGACAUCUUGCUUCUGCUUGAGAGCGAGAGAGUUUUAUGCUCUCUCUCGCCAGUACGAUCAUGAGCGCCUGUUCAUUGCUCUAGUCAAGCAGACAGACGCUCCCUCUACUCCCUAUCCUCUUGAGAUACAGCAGGUUGUAGACCAGUACGCUGAUCUGAUGCGGGAGCCCUUUGGGUUACCCAACCGGCCAACCAAGCAUCAUAUUGAGCUGCUGCCUGGAGCGGUCCCUCCCAAGGGCCGCAUCUAUAGGAUAUCACCUGCUGAGCUUGAGGAGCUCGGGCGACAACUUGAGACCCUGACCAGCAAAGGCUGGAUCAGGCCCAGCACUUCUGAAUUCGGUGCUCCAGUCCUCUUUGUUCCAAAGGGGAGUGGUGAGUUCAGAAUGUGCAUAGACUACAGGGGUCUCAACAAGAUCACUAGGAAGACCACAGAGCCACUCCCUAGGAUCGAUGACCUUCUGGAUAUGGUCCAGGGCUGCACCAUCUUCAGCAAAAUCGACCUCAAAUCGGGCUACCACCAGAUUGAGAUGGCAGAGGAGGACGUCCACAAGACGGCCUUCAAAACCAGGUAUGGUACUUAUGAGUAUCUGGUGAUGCCAUUUGGACUUUGCAAUGCACCUGGCACAUUCCAGACCGAGAUGCACCGCAUAUUCAGGCCGUACCUGAACAAGUUCAUGGUUGUUUACCUGGAUGACAUCCUGGUAUUCAGCAGGACUGCCAGGGAACAUGCGGAGCACUUGGCUCUGAUUCUUCAGGCAUUACGUGACAACCAGUAUAAGAUCAACAGGGAGAAGUCCUCUUUUGGAGUUCCCUCUGUUAUCUACCUGGGUCAUGUGAUUUCUGAAGAUGGGCUGGCCCCUGAAGCAGCCAAAGUUGCUGCUAUUCAGGAUUGCUCACAACCCCAGACAAUCCGGCUUAUGGACCCAUCGCCAGGAAUCUGCAAGCAGAUCCUAAUUCUGAACUUGGCUAUGCCCUGUUCAGAUCUGCUGUAUGCUUACAGCAGAGGAGAGGAGCGCUUGUGCAUCCCUGAGGACCAGCAGCUGAGGACACUGCUGAUGUCAGAGUGCCACGACGCGCGUGGACACUUUGGGUUCCUAAAGUCAUAUGCAGCCCUGCCGCAGCGCUUCUUCUGGAAGGAGAUGCGGAGUGAUAUGCUGCACUAUGUGGACACCUGUGAGCUCUGCCAAAGGAACAAGGUUCAGCGUAAACCUCCUUUGGGAUUGCUCAAACCUUUGCCCAUACCUGAUGGUCCUGCCCAGUCUGUAUCCAUCGACUUUACAGACUUAGGCAAGACUACCCCUCGUGGCAUGCGUCAGGUAAUGGUCUGCGUGGACAGGUUUUCCAAAUACGCAGAGUUCAUCCCCUUGCCAGAGGUAGCCAGGGUACCGACUGUGAGAGCAGCCUUUUCUGAGAGGUGGGUCACACACCAUGGACCGCCCACUUCUAUUGUGAGUGAUCGAGACCCCAGAUUCUGCAGCGAUGAGUGGCAGUCCUACUGCAAGGACUAUCUGCACUCACGCCUGGACAUGACAUCUGGUCGUCAUCCUGAAGCCAAUGGAUUGGCUGAGGUGAUGAACCAGGUCCUGUUCCAGUUGCUACGUCCUGUGAUCUCUCCUGAUCAGCAGGACUGGGAUCUCCACUUGGCGAGGGCACAACUCAUGUAUAACAUGUUUGUCCACUCGUCGACAGGGUUCAGUCCCUACCGGUUACAUUGGGGACGUGAACCACGACAGCCUCUCGAUGACAUCAUCGAUAAGGCUAAGCCUGACCUUACCCCAGACACAGCAGAGUUCGCCAGACGCUAUCAUCUGGAAGUGGAAAGAGCCUGGGCGAACUUGUUCAGGGCCGAAAAGGCCAUGAUUGAACAAGCCAACCGCCACAGGCAGCCUUCCCCCACCAUCCGCACUGGUGACUAUGUCUGGGUGGCCAGUUCUGAGUUGUCGAGGGAGGAGGAUAUUUCUCUAGAGCUGUUGCCACGCUACCUGGGUCCGUGGCAGGUCCUAGAUGCAGUGGGCGUUGAUCCCUUCGGUCCGUCGUAUGUCAUCGACGUCCCGCUGCAUCUACGCACCUAUCCGGUCUUCCAUGCAUCCAAGCUGCUGCCUUUCAUUCCAGCUGAUGCAUUCCCUGACCGGCCCCCUCAAUGGGGCCCACCAAUCCAUGGUAAGGGAUAUGAUGUGGUGGCCAUUGAGGACGAGUGGGGCACUGGCCCCGACCGGCAGUAUCUUGUCAGGUUUGUGUUCCAGCCUCCUUCUGAGAACCGGUGGUUCUACAGAAGAGACCUGAUCAAGACAGCCAACAAUCUCGCAGUCCUUGCUGGGGCAUGGGAGCGUAGUAGGGAUGAUUUCGAUGAUGAGCUUGGAACCCUCUGUGAAAAGCUCGAGCUGAGGAAACACGAAUACGCGAGGGAAUGCAGGGAAUUAGGUGGUAGAGCGGCAAGGAUCGAGCAGAUUUUCCUCAAUAUAUGGGGGGUAGAUGAUUCGCACUUGGAAGGACGAGUGCCCGUAGUACACCUCGGCUCCCCCAGCUCCCAGGGCACCCCCGCGACACGUUGUCACGAUCUCGCAAUCGAAGAGGAGGAAAGAGCUGAGAUGGAGCUGGCGAUUGCUGCCAUUACAGCUGCCAUGCAAGACUCCCCGCUCAUGACCGGACGCGGCAGCAUUGACGCUUCCGAACGCGAUCAAUACACAGCCUUUGCCCCUCCAGCAUCCGCGUGCUGGGUUGAGCACACCUCCACGGGGUUUAGACAUGCAAUCUGGAAGAUGGACACAUUCAACCAUCUUGCACCUAUCUUCGUCCGGGCGCUUCAAGUCCUGGGGGGCGUUAGUGAUGAGCAGGUCAAGCAAUGCAGGGCGCAGAUACUAAAAGGAAAAUUGAAGUAUUGUGGGAAGGUCGCCCCGCUGGAUCCGCAGGACCUGAAGUUUCCCCCUAUGCGCGAUCUGGACCCGGAUAAGUGUGGAGAGACUAACUCGGGAAUGUGGCAGAAGGUUAUUAGACAGGAUGGGAAGACCGAUCUAAGGACCCUCAGAAAGAUCUGGAGUGUAGGGAGACCGUACUUAAAGUGUAAGUGCAAGAAAGAGAGAAACAAGGAUUGUGGGGACACCCCCCUCUGGUUCGAUCACGCCAUCUGGUUCCUAUUGGCACAUCCUGAUGUCCUGUUCCCAACCCUGUCCUCGAUCAAAAUGAUCACGCUUCCUAAUGGCAGGAAGGCAUGGAAGAGGCAGAAACUCGACUGCGACACGUUCCUGCAUCUGAAGUACACCAGCCACUUGAUGGAGCCUCUUUCUGUCAGGAGGUUGGUAAAUGAGGUGCUCGGCAGGGUAAUCGGGGAUGACACGACGACAUGGCUAGAGCGCGUCAGGAUCAGGUGGACCUACAAUCCGAAGAUAGCCUCCAGACUGUGCAGACCAACGGAGACGUUCUGCGAAUUCGACGUGGCACAGUGGAUAGAGAACUACCAUCCCGAUCAAUGCCCCUGCAGGACACGAAGAUACAUGGACAUGCGCAGCAACUGGUCGAUAGAGUUACUCGAGAGUGAAGGCUGCACGCACGUCAUUACGAUGGACACAUCAAUCACCGAUAACCCGCUGCUACAGGGCAUCAUCGGAGCCGGCCUCAACCAUAUUCCAUGCAUGGCCCUGGACGUGGAGGAAGCAAGCGUCGAACUGGGGAACUGUUUGGACGAGCUAUUCGCACGAGCCGUGAUCCACAUCAAUCGCGAGGCCCGUGGCCCGGGCGAGGAGGGAUUCUCGGGACACGAGGACAUGCUAGCGUUCGAUCUAGUUACUGGGGAAGGGAUCGAGAACUGGCAGCGGCGAGUAGGCAAGGGACAGGUGCCUGCAACGGAGAGUGCGAGGUGGGAGGGUCCUUCAAAGAGGAAGGAAGGAGGAGUUCAUCCGGCUGCCACGCAAUAUGGAAAGAGGCUUAGGCAGCAGAGGGUUGACGAGGUCUACGGUGGCGAGUGGGUUGCUCGCCACAAGAAGGUCUUCCUUCGUUGGCUUUAUUCCAGUGGGGUCUCCUUCAAUGCCUUUCGCAGUGAGGCAUGGAAGGCAUAUGUCCAUGUGCUCCUUCGGCAACCUGACAAUUCGCAGUACGUUGUGCUCUUUAACCACAUCGAGAUUGCGAGCAUGCAAGUUGUGGAGACCCACCACGCGGAGUUAGCAGAGGAAUUGGAGGAGGACACUUUGCAGGGCAUGAUGCGAGGGGACCAUUCGCGGGCUUUUGCUUCCAUUCCGCGGUUUGCCGACAUGUGCUACACGGCGCGUUGGGUGCGCCUCCAGAUUAUAUGGGAUCCUUGGUGGCAGAGAGUGACGACCAUCGUUCAUAUCAUGGAACCCGUUGUCGGGACUGAACUAGGAAAAAUGGCAACGGAAGAGGAGACAGAUAACCGUAAGAGUGAAGGAGAACCAGGCUUAGAAGGCAAUGCCGCGCAAAGCGAAGGGGGGCAGAAGGACAGAGAGUCGAUAAAUCCGGAUGGUACCAAAGGGAACCGGAAGGAAAUCUCCAUAGGAGAAAGCUCGGGGAAAGCCGGGGGAAGCAGGCAAGGGAACCAGGGGGCCAAGGAAGGCAGAAAUAAGGAUAGGACAAGCCCCCGAAACUCGGAAGGAGCCAUGCCUAAGAAAGUACGGGUCACGGACACAAGGCGCAAACUAGCCGAGAUAGACAAGAGGACCGCGGAAUACAAGGCAAGACUGAUUGAGGAAAUGAUGAUUGGGAACGAAGAAGGUCCUCUGCAGGAGGAACCCCGGGACGAACGGAAAGCCAGCCAAGGAAGCCGGAUCCGGCAAAAACCGACAAGAUAUCACAAUGGCCGACACCGUUGCGCACGACAACGGAGGAGGAGGGUGGCCACUGUGCCACCCCGGCGGACAAGGGGGGGGGCAGCCCGAGCGGAGGAGGAGGUCGCAAAAGUGUCAGCGGUGGAGGGGGAGGUAGCAGCGGCAGAGGAGGAGGUACCAGCAGUGGCAGUGGGGGAGGAGGAUGUGCCAGCUGCAGCGACAAUGAAGGGGGAGGUAGCAGCAGUAGCAGCAGCAGUCGAGGAGGAGGUAGUGGCAGCGACGGUGGUGCCAGGCGUUGAUAUGGAGCAUGAUGGUGUGGAUGCCACUGAGGGCGAUGACGAUGCCGAGGAGCACCUAAUGCAGCAGUUUAUCAUGGAGGAUCGCGAUCUAGUCGUGGGGUUUUUCACCCCGGGCAAAGCGGCAUCGACGGAUCGGGCACCAUCGAGGAAUGAGGCGGCGGGCAAGAUGGGGAUGCAAACCCCGAGAGAGAGGACGUCGGCGGAGUUUUCAGAUACGGCAUGCGACAUCAUGGAGCGAGAGAGGGCUCGACUUAUGCCAUCCAGCGACCCGCUUGCUCAGGUGUUCGCACGAGCCUUGGAGGACUGCAGGCGUCGAGAGACAGGGAGAGAUGGUGGGCAGCGUGGGGUGGUGGCAAGGGAGGACGUUAUGGAGGGAGUGGCACCAGAGGCGGAGGAGGUUGUGGAGGGUGGUCCACAGGCGGUGGAUGAGGCUGUGGAGGGUGGGCCACAGGCGGUGGAUGAGAUUGUGGAGGGUAGACAGGGGCGAGACGGGGGGCUGGCGACGCGCUGCCCAUAUACUACCCUACAGUCAGAAGCUGAGCAGGCACGGAUCGCCGCCAUCCUGAAAGAGAGAAAGGAGGAGCUCCUCAAACAGGCGAAGUUGAAGGCGAUAGCUGAGGAGCAGACGGCGAAGAAGAAGAAAUUGGAGGAGGAGAUGAUGAGACUACAGCAGGAGGAGGAAGAGAAAAAGAGGGCUGCCGAAGAAGAAGCAGCAGCAGAGGAGGAAGAAGUAGAAGAAGAACCCUUCGAAAGGAGACGUAGAGAUGAAAGAGGAGAAAGCAGUGGCACAAAAGCAGAAGAUUGGUGGAUGGAGAAGAAGAUCAACGAAUGGCUGGCUAAUUUAUCACUGGGGGAAGAUGAAGAGGCAAUGUUGUAUAGGGCGAUGGAGCUGAAGUUCUGCAGGCUCAAAUGGAUCACGAAGGGGCAAACGCUGCCGGGCUCCAAUGGUGAUUUCCUCAUGGAGUGCAAAUUGUGUGGCGAGGGGUUUCAGGGCAGUCAAACGAAGGCCGCUGCACACUUCACAAUAAAGAACAAUUGCCCCAAAGUCUCUGUGGAGCAGCUGGCAGAGAUUUGGAACAAGACGAACUAUAAGUUCGAUCAGAGCCAUUGCCGGAAGAUCCUCGACUUCCUGAAGUCUCGUGGGUAUCGAGACAACAUAUGUACUUCGAGGAGGGAGCAGGCGGGGGAGGAGGAGGACGAGGACAACGAGGAUGAGAGGUGGGCGACCGAGGGUCGAGAGUAUGAUGAUGACAGCUAUAUGCUGGCCAUGAACGUGCGGAGAGAGGUGGAGCGCGCCAGGGGCAAGAUGAGGGGGGAGAAGGUCGUCGACGAGGACAACACUCCGGGUGAGGACGACGACGAGGACGUGGACAUUGGAGCCUCUCUUGAUGGGGGGCUGAUAGUCGGGUGGCCGUCGAGGCCAAGAGGGGGCAGCAAGAGCGAUGAUGAUGGUCGCAAGUUCAUCACGAGUGACGAGAUAGUUAACUUCCUUGCUGCUGGACUCUCGAGAGCCUACCUUCUCAGGACUGUGCAGUGGGACGGUGCUGUUCAGGAAACAACCGAGGCCGUGGUGGAGCGAUGGAAGGACGUGUUCGACAAGUUCGGUGUCGAAAAUGUCAACGCCAUUUGCACUGACUACACGUCGGCGUAUAUAGCUGCUUCCAAGCUCCUCGCGAAGGAGGAGGUCCAGUACAGCCGCAUCACUUGGCUUCCUUGUGCGGUCCAUGUCUGCAACUUGUUGUUGUCAGACAUCGUGAAGGACGACACCAACAGGAAGGUUGGAAAAAGGGAGGACACCAUCAUCAGGGCUCGAGCGGUCGUGCAUUUCAUCAGAGAGCAGGGGGCGGCUCUCAACCUUUAUCGACGGUACUCUUUUACCCACCCGUCUUCCGCCUCCGCAGCAGCGGCCAGUUCCAGCGCUGCACCACCCCCGGCUCAACGACGAGGCAGAGAGCUUGUGUACCCCGCGCAGACGAGGUUUGCCACACACUAUUUGAUGUUGGAGAGGUUGUUGGAUCAUCGUAGAGCACUGGAGACGUUAAUGAUGAGCGAUGAUUGGUUGCGGACUGCAUGGAGGAGGUCCAUUUUCUUGCAGGCUAAGUGGGUGCGUCAUCAGGUGCGGUACUCGCCAUUUUGGGAGCACGUGGAGGACAUCGUGGAGCUGAUGACGCCUGUGACGCAGUUGCUACGCCGUUUGGACAGAGGGGGACGCGUCAUAACUCGCAUGUGGUCGUGGGUGCUUACCAUGGUUGAGAGGGUGGCCAUAGCGAGACUAAACAGGACGUCGAAGGAGGAGCUCCACAUCGUCCUUCAGGCUUGUCAGGCGCGGGUGGAUCAUAUGUUGGAGCUAGCACAUUGCAUGGCCCACCUCCUCAACCCGCACCACAGGAGCAUCACGUUUUUCAGAGCGGUGAGGCAGACCGAGCACGACAAGACAUUGGCUGAGGAGGCACUGCGAUACCUUCGCCAGCAGACUGGCGAUGACGAGGAUUUGUAUCAGACGUUGCGCACACAAUUGGCGAAGUUCCAUAGUCGAGAGGGCGAUUGGACAUACGAAGGGUGUGAGGGUGACAAGGACGCGACCUCCUGCAGAGGGGAGAAGAAGACGUCGCAGGUCAGGCAGUGGUGGGUGCAGCACGGGGACGGGGUCCCUCUCCUUCAGAGUUAUGCCAUUCGCCUGAUGCACACAUGGACGUGCGCCUCUCCCGCGGAGAGGAACUGGGCCGUCCAUGAGAGUGUUCAGGUGAAGAGGCGUAACAAGCUUGGUUUCAUCAAGCUUACUCGAUUGGUGGAGAUAUCCACCAACUUGAGAUCGAGUCGUUGUCAGGGGAGGGGUUCAGGGUACGUUCUGCCAUGGGAGGACGAUGAGGAGACGGAGGACGCUAUUCCCUGCCUCGUGACGAGGGUGUUCGGCCAGCUGACUAAGUCACAGAGGCGCAGCACGAGCGGCAGGUGCAGCGCGGGCAGAGGGAUCGCCUUUCGAGGGGCACCGCCUAGUGUGGAGACUCGGGGAGAUCCUGAGGAGGGAGACGACGAUGACAACGGUGUCGGGAGGGGGUGCGAGGGCAGCCGUGAGGACGAUGAUGAUCCCGACUAUUCCCCGACACGCCGACUUGCUGACGACGACGACGAGGGCGGCGACGAUACACAACCUGUUGGUGGUUUACGGAGGUCCGAGAGAAACUGUGGUGACCGUUGCAGUGGUGCAGGCUGGGGAGGUAGCGGGCCGGGUGUUGGGGGUGCAGGGCACACAGGUGGCGCAGGCCGUGCUGGUGGAGGACGGGGGAGGCGAGAGUCUGCAUCGUCCACUCGCGUUGUACACUGGGAUGAUGAGGGUGCCGCGACAACACAGGUUGUUGUUUCGUCGGCAGAGGUCGCAGCCUCCCCGCAGAGCUUACUGAGGUUGCAGCCGGGUCUGCAAAGGUUGCUGCCGCGUAGGCAGAGGUUGCAGCCGGGUCUGCAGAGGUUGCUACCGCCCGCGCAGAGGCUGUUGCAGUAGGUUGGGAGGGCAUCUGCACAGUUCGGUGCCACUUUCAGCGAUGACAUGUUUGGUGCUUCAUUGGGGCUUCCUCCGACGCCGACAUGCGAGAGUGGUAGUGGUGGUGUGGACGCACAAGCUACGGCCGCUAUGCCCAUCAGUCAGAUCCUUAGAGGCUUGCCUUCAUGCAGCGUGGGUGACAUCAGCAGCAACAUGUUGCGGGAGGUAGCGGAGGAGACACAGGGUUCGUUGGGGAAGCAUGAGCAUGUAGUAGGGGAUGAUGGGGAAUGUCGACCUGUGCAGGAGCGAGUGCUAGAGUCGGAGCAGGAGAGGACUGACCACGAGGAGAGGGAAAGGGCGCUGGAGUUGGCUAGGCGUUGCGAGAUGACACAGACUAUUGAGGCGCAGGCACGUGCAAAGCGGAUGCUCGAGACGGGUGAUGGUGCCGGCCAUUGUACGGCGGAGGAUGCAAAGGUUGAGUGUGGCGGUGCGGUCGAUGGGGAUGCAGGCGAGAGACCUGCAUCGCUAGUUCAUGGUGUUUGUGUAUUAUUGCUGGAGCUGGACCAGGACAUUUUACAGAACAUGAUCUUUGAGAAUAAUGAAGACUAUUUGUCCAGUGUAGAGGAGCACAUUGUGACAGAUGAUGCAGAGAAGGAAAUUCCUUCGCAAUCUACGGCAGCAAAGCGUGCCACCACAGUGGACUUCUCGCAGACAAACCAUAAUGAUUCUUGACAGUCUUAAAAAAAAAAAAAAAACUUGUCAAUUAUAUCAGCUUCGUAACAUCCACAAUCCUCUCAAGCCCUUGUGAACCGCAAAGUUUGAUCCUGACUAAACGGUGCUGCGUUGCAUCCCAAUCUGAGGGCCUUAUCACACUCAUACUAGCCCUUUCCUCAAUGUAUAUUAUGACUGCAAUUACAGCCAUAAUGUGAUGCAUCUGACCAUGAUCCGGUCCAGAGCUCAUAGAAAAACUCGCAUGGUUCACUAUGGGCAUUUAGCAGAACACGUUUUUUUUUCUUUUUUUUUCUUUUUUUUUAAUGAACACGUGACAUUGCAUGCAUGCAUGAAUGAUCCUUUUUUAUUUUUUUAACAAAACGGGCCCAGUGCC
This is a messenger RNA of Chara braunii, 12720 nucleotides long. NCBI's taxonomy places the organism in Eukaryota, Viridiplantae, Streptophyta, Charophyceae, Charales, Characeae. The record is from the annotation of a GenBank genome assembly.